This is a messenger RNA of Colias croceus (clouded yellow), 1724 nucleotides long. RefSeq lists its product as uncharacterized. The record is from RefSeq and is a predicted model, not a curated record. Bases 130 to 936 code for a protein of 268 amino acids. The transcript is spliced from 2 exons. Lineage: Eukaryota; Metazoa; Arthropoda; Insecta; Lepidoptera; Pieridae.
AAUUAAUAUAUAAAUAUAUAUAUACGGACAACUCAAGAAGAAACUACAGGGCGGUGGCAGCGGUAAAAUUUAAAUAACUAAAUAAAAUUUAAUAACACAUAAAAGUACAUAUAAAAAUUAAAUAUCACCAUGGAACCGGUUAAAGAAGAAUUUGCAAGUUUAUCGUCAAUCUCCAUUACGUCCCGCAUCCCAGAUUUUUGGAAGAAAUCGCCGAAAAUAUGGUUUAUACAAACGGAAGCAGUUUUAUCGCCACAGAAAAUGUCAGAUGAGGCGAAAUAUCAAAUAGUAAUUUCUAAAUUAACGCCAGAAGUCAUCGAGCAAGUCACGGACAUUUUAAUUAGCCCGCCGGAGACAGGAAAAUAUGAAAAAUUAAAAAGAAGAUUAUUACAAAUUUUUGAAGAAUCGGAAGAUCGACAAAUAAAAAAAUUAAUUGGCGAAAUGGAAUUGGGUGAUCAAAAACCGUCACAAUUAAUGAGGAAAAUGCAAGAUUUGGCGCGUGGACGAGUAACAACAGAAACACUUCUAGUUUUAUGGCAAAAUUUAUUACCGCCGGCAAUAAGAGCUGUGUUAGCCGUAUCCGAGAGUAAAAGUGAAGAUAUUUUGGCAUCAAUAGCAGAUAAAGUUAUGGAGAGCAUGACACCCUUAAACUCGGUAUCAGCAGUUCAACAGUCCAGUUUAGGCAACAGUCCAGAAAAUAAUUUGAUUGGUGAGAUAGAAAAAUUAAAUAAUCGACUGAGAAGAUUGGAAACAAGAAAUAAUACAUCAAAUUUUAGAACGAGGUCACGAUCCAGGUCAAGAGGUAGAUUUCAACGUAAUCAAAGGCAUAAUCCCAAUUGGCUUUGUAAAUACCAUUACAAAUAUAAAAACAAAGCGACGAAAUGUGUGAAACCGUGCAACUGGAAACCUAGUCAGCGUGAGAAACCAGCGGAAAACUAGCAUCGGUGCAGCCAGCGACGGGUGCCUGCGACCGAGUCUACAGAAAUAACCGUCUCAGUGUUUUGGACAGAAAUUCAGGACUAAACUUUUUAGUUGAUAGUGGUGCAAAUGUGUCCGUCAUCCCGCGUAGUGUGGUGUAUGAGACGCCAAAACACGAUGUUUGUCACUAUAUCGAGACGACAGGACCGCCGGUGCAUGCGAGAGCGAGGCAGCUUCCUCCUGACAGGUACGUAAAGGCUAAAAAUGAAUUUAUUGUUAUGCAAGAGUUAGGGAUUUGUAGACCGAGUAGUAGUCCUUGGGCAAGUCCACUACAUAUAGUUCCCAAAAAAGAUGGUAAUAUUAGGCCUUGCGGUGAUUAUAGACGUUUAAAUGCAAUUACGAAACCAGAUCGUUAUCCAGUACCACGUUUACAUGAUUUUACAUAUAUUUUGGGUAAUAAGAAAAUUUUCUCUAAAUUAGAUAUUAAUAGAGCCUAUAAUUCUGUGCCUGUUGCAGAAAAUGACAUAAAAAAGACAGCAGUUAUUACACCUUUUGGUUUAUUUGAAUUUAUGCGUAUGCCAUUUGGUUUGCGAAAUGCUGCGCAAACUUUCCAACGUUUCAUGCAAGAAACAGUUUUAAAAGGUUUAGAUUUCUUAUUUAUUUAUAUCGAUGACGUCAUUAUCAGUUCAGAAUCAGAAAGUCAGCAUAGAGAACAUUUAGAGCAAGUUUUUGAUCGUUUUAAUCAAUUCGGUAUAACUAUCAAUUUUUCAAAAUGUAGUUUUGGUCAGCAAAAAUUAGAGUUUUUAGGU